AUGUCUGAGUCCGAGUCUCAGCCUGAAUCUCCACCUGAGCCUCAGCGUCCACCUCCACCUCUACCUCAGCCUUCCCCUCUGCCUCCGGCUCAGCCUAGAGCCUCCAAGACAUUGCCAAUAGCCACACUAGUGAUGAGAAGCGUCACUUUGACUGCUCUUUUAAUAUCACUCAUCGUCAUAGCGUCAGACUCUGCCACUGCUAGGGUUGAUCUCAUCAAAUUCACCAUUCACUUCAAGGAUUUUUAUGCCUACCGGUAUAUGUUGUCAACCAUAGUCAUAGGAAUGGCCUAUACCCUCUUGCAGAUACCUUUUGCAAUUUACCAUGUAAGCAUGGGGAAGCGCCUAGUGAAACAUGGUGGCUUUCUCCAUUUUGAUUUCUAUGGUGACAAGGUUAGUCAGCUUUAUUUGCACCUAUAUAUAUAUAUAUAUGUUCUCUUAUCCCUAUUAGCAACAGGGGUUGGUGCAGCAUUUGGUGCAACAUUGGAUCUCAAGAAACGUAUGGAUGACUUGGAGGAUGACUUCCAAGAUUACGGCGUUACAGAUUUUUCCCAAUUUCGAUCAAAGGCUGAUAAUUUCUUUAACAUGGCCAAUAUCUCUACAGGAUUCCUUCUGAUUGCCUUCUUAAGCUCGGGAGUUUCAUCUAUCCUUUCAUCAAUGGCCCUUUUCAAGAAAAGAUGAUCAUGAAUAUAUAGAACAAUGACAUGCUAUUUUCUGACUUCAGUAAUUAUGUUGAAGCAAUAGCAAACCAUAUAAAUUUAAUUCUUCCUUUCUUCCUUUAUUUUUAUUUUUUAUUUUCUUUUCAAGAAGUGAUGUUGUAACUAAGGAUGUUGGCAUUUUAUGCUCUAAAAGCCAAUAUCCUUUUCUGAUUUUAAAUUUAUUUUAAUGAAUAAAAUUUAUAAUUGGAGGAUUAAAUACUUCAUAUAUUGGACAUUUAUUU
Messenger RNA from Cornus florida, 937 nucleotides. Its product is annotated as CASP-like protein 4D1. The record is from RefSeq and is a predicted model, not a curated record. The coding region runs from base 1 to 678 and encodes 225 amino acids. The transcript is spliced from 3 exons. NCBI's taxonomy places the organism in Eukaryota, Viridiplantae, Streptophyta, Magnoliopsida, Cornales, Cornaceae.